AUGGGGCAUAGAGAAGCUGCCGGUGACGCAACAAGCAACAGCGACUUGGAUAUUAGCCCCGGCGGCGGCGGCCGCGGCGACGGCGACAGCGGCUUGCGUAGUUUUCCUCUGGCGGCUCAGCCGGAGAUAAUGAGGACAGCUGAGAAGGACGAUCAGUAUGCUUCUUUUGUCCACGACGCCUGCCGGGACGCCUUUCGCCAUCUCUUUGGUACGAGAGUUGCCAUUGCGUACCAGAGUGAGAUGAAACUAUUGGGGCAGAUACUCUAUUAUGUCUUAACAACUGGUGCAGGGAAACAGACCUUAGGAGAAGAAUAUUGUGACAUUACACAGGUUGCAGGGACCCAUGGACUCCCUCCAACCCCCGCUAGGCGUUCACUUUUUAUUCUUUAUCAGACAGCAUUCCCUUAUAUUGCUGAGAGGAUAAGUGCCCGUAUUGCUUCCCAGGGCAUCAACAUGGGCGAUUCACUGCCUGAUGAUGUCAUGAACAAUGAGAAUAGCUUAAAUGAUCAAAUUCUGGCGUCUGCUAGUGCAGAAAUGUCGUCAUCCUUGAAUUUGGGCGCACGCGUUUCAGCUUGGUCGAGAUUGAGAGCUCGGGUUUAUGGGUUAUGGUUGAAUGCAGUUCGGAGGUGGCCCUUAGUUCUUCCUAUAGCCCGCGAGUGUUUCAUGUUGGUUCUCGGCGCAAACCUCAUGUUUUUUUAUUUUGAAGGUCUUUAUUACCACUUAUCAGAACGGGCUGCUGGGAUACGUUAUGUGUUUAUUGGCAAACCAAGUAAUCAACGGCCUAGAUAUCAGAUAUUGGGGGUUUUCCUUCUGGUUCAGCUGUGUAUCCUUGCUGCUGAAGGAUUAAGGAGAAGCAAUUUAUCAUCUUUUGCUACCUCACUUCAACAAACAUCUUUUGGAGCUUAUCAAACUUCAACCGGAAGAAGUUUACCUGUCUUAAACGAAGAAGGCAAUCUGAUAACCGAGGACUCUGUAAAGGCUAGCCAGGUUCCAUUAUCUGCAUCUACUUCAGAGCCUCAAGUAAGUAGCCUGAGCAAAUGCACUCUCUGCAUAAGCAAUCGGCAACACCCAACAGCUACUCCUUGUGGUCAUGUAUUUUGCUGGAACUGCAUCAUGGAAUGGUGUAAUGAGAAGCCUGUAUGCCCACUUUGUCGUUCGCCCGCGACUCAUUCGAGUCUAGUUUGUCUCUAUCACUCGGACUUUUAG
Striga hermonthica is the source of this 1206-nucleotide messenger RNA. Lineage: Eukaryota; Viridiplantae; Streptophyta; Magnoliopsida; Lamiales; Orobanchaceae. The record is from the annotation of a GenBank genome assembly.